CAAAGACAACUGAUGUUUACUACUUUAAGAAUCUCAUUAUGUAUAUUCAUUAAACUUUGUAUAAAAGAUUCAGGCCUUGUUUUAUGGACCCCGGCUUAAACAGGUAUUUAUUUAAAAGCUACAUAGGAUCGAAACUCCUAGUAUAAAAUCAGCCGCAGCCAUUUAUCUCGAUCCAUCAUCAGCUGGCACUAAGGUCUCAGAUUAACGUAUUAGACUGUAAACAUGAGCCUAGCUGAGUCCGAAUCUUCUAUCUGCAGGCCAGAAGCUUCUCCAGUAAGUCUGAUAGUUCGUAUUGUCAAGUCGGUCUUCCUGUAUUCAUUACAAGAGUAUCAUCACAAAAUAUCAUCAUGGCUUCCAAAUUUCAAGCAGACGGUAUAAUCCUCACGAUUCCUGCCGGAAACGGUCAGCACUGCUAUAAAUUCGACGUCGUUUAUUCGUGUGGACAUCCUGUCAUCGAAACACAUUUCGGCCACAUCCAUGACAAGGUUAUCCGCAUCAAACGAAAUGGCCACAGUGGUCCCUGCUGGGGGCGGCGGUGCGUCGUAGCGAUGAACACUUACUUUACUCCUGAGAAGUGUCAUUGUUGCGAGAUGUAUGACCUGAACUCUGAAGGCAUCCGGCCGUGAAAUUCCUAGAUAAUUAUUGGCUGUAGAGUAGCUGUCGAGUAAAUAGUAAGUACAUGGUGGGCGAUGUAAGCAACAAGGUAUGUUCUUAGUAGAUACUUUGAUCUAGUCUCGUCUAUUUUUGGCCCAGGGUGGUGUGUUCAAAGCCAGGC
Molecule: messenger RNA, 775 nt
Organism: Daldinia decipiens
Lineage: Eukaryota; Fungi; Ascomycota; Sordariomycetes; Xylariales; Hypoxylaceae
Exons: 1
Coding region: 348-626 (92 amino acids)
Source: RefSeq, a predicted model, not a curated record